AGACUACUUUUAAUUUGAAGGUUUUAUUUUGACAGACAAAUUACCAACUUCCUGUUGGAGUUACCUCAGAAGUGUCAUCAAAUGAGCUGUAGAGCUGGAUUAGAUGAACAUUUUGCCAUUGGUUUCAUGUCUGUACGGCGGUCCUACUGGAAGUUUGUGUGCGAGCGUUUUUCAUUGAAAGGCAAAUUGCUAACUUCCUGUUAGAGUUAGCUUAUGGGUGUUAGCAUAUGAAUUGCCUCUCACUGUGUGAGUGGACCUGUGCUCCCGGCUCGGUUCCAAAAUAAACAGUUUUAAAGGUGAACUCACUUUAUCAUCCCUGUUGGGAGAUUCAGAUUGUGCAUUUUACCCAUAAUUCACACAGUGUAGCAUUAGCAUUAGCAUCAGGAGCAGCUGCAGAUCUUCAUCAGCACCACAGUUUGGAACACCAACAGGAAAACUGACUGACAUUUACCUGAUUAUGAUGAUGGCAAACUGAAAGAAACCCACAAGACAUGGAGAGAACAGAAACACAACACAGAAAGUCUAAAGAAUCAAACCCCCAACCACAUUACUGUGAGGCUAAAGUGCUAACCACUGCACCACUGCUGAACCGUUUACACUUAAGGGUUUAAGCUAAUGCCUAAAUAUGUCCAUGUUCAGUUUUCAUGCCAGGUUAUGUGUAAUGCUAACCUGCACAGCUUCCUGUUGGAAAUCAUGAAUUUGUUGUGUUUGACACCAGUGAAAUGAACUUCUCUGUGAUUUCCUGACGUUCCUUUAUUUUUUUCUUUCUGAAAAUAAAAAAAGGUGGAAACGUGGAAGAAGAGCGUGUUUUCCUAUCUAAAGAUGGAAAUCACAACACAUCCUGAUGUUUUCGAAAUGAUGAAUGGUUUGCUACUCAUUGGCAUGGAGAAGGUGCUGGAGGCAGAGUUUGUGUGUCCAUGUCUUCCUGAUAUGAACUUUCGCUAUGCAGUGGUCCAUUUUGUGGCUCCUUCAUGUCUCCUCUUUAUGGUGAUGUUCAGCAUCAGAUCAAGCAGUGAUUGUUGCUCAAAGGAAACUUGGGUUUUGAUGGUGAAGAGCCUGGUUCUGCCCUUCACGUGGGUCUUCCUGCUCUUAAUGGACGGCCGUUACUUUGUGUGUGGGAAAUCCUACUGGCCCGGACGUCUGGUGAAACAUGAUGACCUUAUUGCUAAGAAAUGGUGUGAACCGGUCAACACAACCUUAGCAGCGGAACUAGAAGAAGAAACCUGGAGGUGGUUCUCGGAGUCCAAGUUCUGGGGAAUGAUCGUGAUCCUCAUUGUGUCGGGCGGGUGUAUGCUGUACCACUUAUGCAGCUGCUGCAAGUCCUGUAAGAAGAAUCCAAAAGGAGGAGGACAAAGUCCCUCAGAACCACAACAGCACCCCCCUGAUGAUGGUUCUUCUUCUAUUCCACUUGAGAGAGUAGACACAUCUGGGCACCCUGUGAACGAGGAGGAAUAACCUGUGAUUGGCAUCAGACAGCUGAUAUUUUGAUGUUUACUGCAAGAUUUGGUCUUUUUUUUAACUCUUCUGAAUCUUUUGUCUGCUGAAUGUUUGUAAAGCUUAGUUGUAAAACUUCUGAUGUAAAUGAAUGGUUUUAUUCAGACGUCACAUCCAAUAUGAAUAAAUAAAAUAGAGACUGACUUUGUAUUAAACACAGACUGAAGUCCUAUAGUCCUGCUUAAUUAAGGUCCAAAAAUGAAAGAAAAACUGACCAUAAAAUUAAAUUAUUCAGUGUAACCAUCACAAAAGGUCUUUCAGCUCUAUAUUGGUGUUUAACCCCAACAACAGCAUUGCAUCUCCUUUUACUGCCUUUAGUUUUUGUCCAAUAAUCAUCUUUUGUAUCUAAAAAUACUCAUAUCACUAUUUUCAGACACUGAUCAUUGUUUGAUUUGGAUUUAUAAGUUUAUUAAAUAUACAAAGUUUCUGGUGAUGCUUAUUUUUGUUUUUCUUGCUUUUAAAGUUGUCCUUAUGUCAUAACUAAUUAUCUGUAUUAGUAUUUUAUGUUUUCUUUGCUCAUAUAGUCAUCGGGUGAUGUUUGUUGUUUUUCUUGGUGAAAACUGCAAGAGGAAGAAGUGGAACAUCAGCAAAGCCAUUGAUCACCACAGCCUUCAAGAGGAACAGUAUUUAAUCUGUUUGCAUUUUGACUCAUAGAAUUAAAAGCUAAACCAUGAUACAAAAAAAAAAAAAAAACAGCUUCAGUAUCGUCUCAGCCUCUAA
Messenger RNA from Sphaeramia orbicularis (orbiculate cardinalfish), 2214 nucleotides. RefSeq names its product calcium homeostasis modulator protein-like. Bases 823 to 1455 code for a protein of 210 amino acids. The record is from RefSeq and is a predicted model, not a curated record. The transcript is spliced from 2 exons. NCBI's taxonomy places the organism in Eukaryota, Metazoa, Chordata, Actinopteri, Kurtiformes, Apogonidae.